Molecule: messenger RNA, 672 nt
Organism: Tuber melanosporum (Perigord truffle)
Lineage: Eukaryota; Fungi; Ascomycota; Pezizomycetes; Pezizales; Tuberaceae
Exons: 2
Coding region: 69-569 (166 amino acids)
Source: RefSeq, a predicted model, not a curated record
AGUGAACCAAAACCACCUACAGCUCCAACCCACCAAAAGUUUCACUCCCACAACUUUUCGCCAUAAUUAUGGCGUCCUCCUCCUCCUCCCCCUUGAGCCCGACAACCCGCAUCAUGAACGAACUCGCAAACUACCGUAAAGAGCCCAAUCCCGCGCUAGAAUCCCUAGGUCCCGUCUCGGAAGACGACCUCUUCCACUGGACCACAGUGUUAAAAGGCGCGGAAGGAACCGCGUACGAGGGUGGUCGCUGGAAGAUCGACAUCAAGAUCCCCGAAAACUACCCACAUAAAGCCCCCGAAAUGAAGUUUUUGACGAGCAUUUGUCACCCGAAUGUUCACCUCAAGACGGGGGAAAUUUGUUUAGAUUUACUCACGAACAAUUGGUCCGCAGUGUGCUCGAUCUCGGCGACAUUGACGUCGGUGCAGCAGUUGCUUGCCAGCCCUGAAUGGGAUUCCCCGCUUAAUGUGGACGCAGCGGCGGUUCUUAGGGCUGGGGACACGGUUGGGUAUGAGAGCUUGGUGAGGGUUUGGAGUGUGCUGCAUGCUGGAAAGCCGCCAACGCUCGGGUAGGGAGGGUAUUGUGCACCGGUAUUUGAGGGGAGAGAGAUGUAUUGUAAUGGCGUUUGUUACCGAAUAUGAAUAUACGAUACCUUGUUCCUCGAGUUGAGGUUUG